UAACACGGUGGUCAUGUGAUGUACACGGAAGUGUAACUCCUCCGCACCGCAGUUGUCAGUACCUUGCAGAGUUUUAGAACCGGUCUACACCGUUAACGUCUAGUAGUAUAUUCAAAUAGCUGGUUAAUGUAGCCGAGGUUAGUAGUCAGCUCGUAUCUAGUCCUCUCUGCGGUCAUGUUGUUGUUGAGUGUUGUGAGCAGUGUCUGUCUGCUCCUAGCGACGCUACAGGCAGAGCUGGUACAAUGUGACGCCGUAUUGAACAUCUCUACAGGUGAGAAUAUCGGACAACUCGGGAAGGAUUCGGUGCAGCUCGUGACUAACUCGUCCAACGGCACCGAGCUAACCUACGGCUUCGUCUCGUGCGGAGUGGCCGUUCUGUUUUACGGUUCUAACUUUGUCCCCGUGAAGAAAAUACCCACCGGAGACGGUCUGUUCUUCCAGUGGGUGCUGUGUGCAGCAGUCUGGAGCGUCUCUCUGGUGGUCAACAUUAUUCUGGGGUCUCCCACCUUCUGGCCUCUAGCCAUGCUGGGGGGGGCCAUCUGGGCUACAGGUAACAUCACGGUGGUCCCCAUAGUGAAAACCAUCGGUCUGGGUCUGGGCCUCCUCAUCUGGGCCUCUUUCAACCUCCUCAUUGGUUGGGCAAGCUCCAGGUUUGGCUGGUUUGGGAUCGAUGCUGAGGAAGUUUCUAACCCAACACUCAACUACUGUGGAGCAGGUUGCUGUCUGCUCAG
Messenger RNA from Salvelinus namaycush (lake trout), 731 nucleotides. Its product is annotated as transmembrane protein 144-like. Gene Ontology annotation, cellular component: membrane. Gene Ontology annotation, molecular function: carbohydrate transmembrane transporter activity. The record is from RefSeq and is a predicted model, not a curated record. Lineage: Eukaryota; Metazoa; Chordata; Actinopteri; Salmoniformes; Salmonidae. Gene Ontology annotation, biological process: carbohydrate transmembrane transport. The annotation marks the transcript as partial. The transcript has 5 exons.